CAUCACUUUGUGUUCAUUUUGCAUCUCUUUGUGAUUGUUUUGCAUCACUUUCUGGUUGUUUAGACCACUUUGUGGUCGUUUUGCGUUAGUUUGUCAUCAUUUAAUGGUAAUUUUGCAACCCUUUGUGGUGGUUUUACGUCUUUUUGUGGUGGUUUUGCAUCACUUUGUGGUCAUUUUGUGGUUGUUUUGUAUCAGGUGUGGAUAAUCAGAUUCUGCGCCACCCCUCUGUCCCUGGUAAUUACACCCCUUUCAAUAUUAACUCCAUCCGUGGACAUUUUGCCAUUUCUUUUAUGACCGGUAAAAAAAAAGCUACAGUAAACGACAUUUAAUGAGCCUCGUAUUUACUACUCUCACCGUGGAACCUGAACGCCGCACUGUGGGGGGGAGGGUGAACCAGUUAAAUCCCUCCCCGGACAACACGCACGCACCUUGACUGCUUGUAAACAGAAGCUCACACGUGACACCGAGAGCCGAGCCGCGCGACCGCAUUGUCUGUGAACGGACAAAGAGCGACACAGUCAGCGCGAGCAUCGGGCAGGUGUCAUGACAACCGACGUUAUCUGCCCCACGAUGAGGCCGACUUUCCCCCUUCGUUUACACCGCUGUGUCCGCUGAACUUCUUCAUGUCUGAAUCCCAAAUCCGACCGUUAGGAGGGAUAAAGACGUUAGCUGCGUUUUCACCAGCUCGCGCGCAGCUGGCAGCGAGUAAACAAAGCUGGAAAGCCUUUGUUUCACCUUUUAAUUUAGCUAGUCGGUUCGUUCGCUUCAGCUACGCCAAAUCUUACUUUUCUAGCUGGCGUCUAACGUUAGCUACCCUUAGCUAGCAGUAGCCUUUAGCCUCGACAUUAGAAGAGAUUUUUUUCCCUCUCUGACUAACGUUAAUCUACUUGUCUUUUUUCACUGGCUGGAUGAGAUGUCAUUCACGAUGGAGGAUAACUUGGAGUCCGGAUGGGUCUCCGUCCGACCCAGAGUCUUCGACGAAAAAGAAAAGCAUAAAUUCGUCUUCAUCGUGGCCUGGAACGACAUCGAGGGAAAGUUCGCCAUAACCUGCCACAACAGAACCGUACAGAGACGGACCACUUUUCUGGACCCGUUCCUCGACGGCACCCCAGCCGGUUUUUUUGCUGCCCCCGGUGCCUCCGUGGCAGAAAAACGCACAAAAAGUCCUGUCACGACGAAGAAAGAUGAAGUCUGCCAAGCGGGUAAAGUUAGACCACACUCUGUCCCCAAGGGGAAACCCACCACGAAGACUGUUGUUGGAGACAAGAAGGCUUUAAAAGCCGGUAGUUCAAAAACAUCCGAGUGUAUCAGUCACACAUUAGGGUCCUGGGAUAUUGUGACACCGAAGGUAAUCGAUAUCGAGAUCCUGGACCUCGUGGAUGCCCCGCUCUCUCCGGAUGAUGCAGACCCGGAGGACAGUGAGAGCAGCGGGCGUGAGGACUUCAGCUGGGCCGGACUGUUCUCCUUCCAGGACCUGAGGGCAGCCCACCUCCAGCUCUGCGCCGUCAACUCGGACCUAGAGCCGUGUUUACCCUCGUUCCCUGAGGAGCAGUCCGGCGUGUGGACGGUGCUUUUCGGCGCCUCCGGGGUGUCGCAGCGGGAGACGGACGCCCUGUGCUACCAGCUGCAGGUGUACCUGGGUCAUGCCCUGGACACCUGCGGCUGGAAGAUCCUCUCACAGGUGCUUUUCUCCGAGGACGACGACACGGAGGAGUACUACGAGAGCCUGAGUGAGCUGAGGCAGAAGGGCUAUGAAGAUGCUCUGGAGAGGUCCAAAAGACGCAUGCAAGAGGUGUUGGACAGACACAAAGCCAUGGACAGCAUGGUGGAGCUGCUGCAGGUGUACCCCGAGGAGGACGAAGCGUAUGGAGAGCUGCUGGAGGCAACAACUCAGCUCUACCACUACCUGCUUCAGCCUUUCAGGGACAUGAGGGAAUUGGCAAUGUUGCGCCGACAGCAGAUUAAGAUCUCACUAGAGACGGAGCGCCUGGGUCCUCGUCGUGUGGAGGGCCUGAGGAAAGAGGAUGAGGAGUGGCAGAAGAAGGCUCACGCUGCUGUUCUCUCCAUACAGGACCUGACUGUCAAGUUCUUUGAAACCACGACUCGGGCACAGAAAGCUUUGUAUGAGCGGAUGCGUGCUGACCAGAGGAAGUUUGGCAAGUCAGCGUGGGCAGCAGCAGUUGAACGUAUGGAGCGGCUGCAGUACGCCUUUUCCAAAGAAACUCUGCAGCUGAUGAGGGCCAAGGAAAUCUGCCUGGAACAGAGGAAACAUGGCUUGAAGGAGGAGAUGCAGUGUCUGCAAGGUGGGGAGGAUGCCAUGCUGCGUCUGAACCAGCUGGAGGAGCUGUACUACGAGCUGCAGCUGCAGCUGUAUGAUAUUCAGGCAGAGGUGCUGCGCUGUGAGGAGCUGCUGCUCACUGCCCAGCUGCAAAGUCUACGGAGACAAAUGACGGAGCGUCAGGAUGAGGUGGUGUACUACGAUGCCUUUGAGAGCCCUGAUGCCAUGAAGGGUGAGGAAGAUCCUGCAACCCCUCCGUCCCCGCUCAGAGAUGAAGAACUCAGCGUCCUACAGCAGAGGACACGGCAGCUUGAGGCCCGCAGGGGGCGCAUCACUGCCAAGAAAGUCUACCUCAAAAACAAGAAGGAAAUCUGUAUUGUCAAUCACAACCAGAAGAUACAACAGCGACAAGGUAGCCAUGCUGACAGCAGUUCCCUGCAGACACUGCAACAGGGAGGAGACGCUGAGGAAGAUGAAGCCAAGAGCAAUGCCAGAGUGAGUCAGGAGAGGCAGAGGACUCUGGACAGACUUCGCAGCCUCAAACAGCGUUAUCCAGGCCAGGUGACUGUGAAGUCCAGCCGGCUGCGUCUGAGUCAGACUCACAUCCGGAGGAGAGGAGGACAGCAGCCCAACACUCAGGCGGCCGGCGUUCAGACCGACUACAUCUCAGAUCUCCCAGAACUCUCUGCUCCUCCUCCACCUGACGCCUGCGGCUGCGACAGUGUGUCUUUACCCACAGUUGAACUCGAAAGUCUCGACUCUUCACCUCCCUUCCUCUCACUGCCUCCCCUCUCAGCCUCCCCAUCUGUUCUUUCACUGGGUCCUCCUCCCCCUCCUCCCCCACCUCCCCCGCCUCCUCCACCACCUCCUCCCUCAGAGGACCAGCAGCAGGGCGAGGGGAGGGGGAUGAAUCCCUCAGACAGCCCAGUGAGGCACCAUACAUGUGAGUCUGAAUCUCCCUCUCUACCCCUGGCUCCAUUUUCCCCUCGAUUCUUUGACAGCAGUGAGCUGCUGACAGCGAGGACGAAGCUGAGGAAGACGGCCUCGCUGGACUCGUCGCAGUGGAGGCGAGCGAGCUCCCCCAUGGACGAGGUGCUGGCCUCCCUCAAACGGGGCAGUUUCCACCUGAGGAAGGCCGAGCUGCGAGUCCUGGCCCCCGACCCGGACGACGACAGCAACAACAUCCUGGCUCAGAUCAGGCAGGGCGUCAGGCUGAAGAAGGUACGGACCCGGCCGGAGCAGCAGCGCCAUGCCAAGAGCUUCCCCCACUCUGCCGACGCUCUGACCCGCAGCAUCCACGAGGCUCUGAGGAGAAUCAAAGAGGCUUCGCCGGAGUCGGAGUCCGAGGACGAAGGCCUUCCAUGCACUGACUGGGAGAACUAGUUCGGCUUAUUGGACGAAUAUUUUUUUAACUUCAUCUUUUAUGGAUAUGUAGAGCCACAACGAAGAGAAAACAAUGGCUCAAAUCAAGCAGACACGCCUUGAUUAUUUUUUUUUUAUAUAUAUAUCAGAAAACCGCCCAGAAGUAUGUUUGCUUUUUUUUCAUACUUCUGUAUGUUGUUUGUAAAGAUGGACCACUAAUCUUUUU
Messenger RNA from Siniperca chuatsi (mandarin fish), 3866 nucleotides. RefSeq names its product junction mediating and regulatory protein, p53 cofactor (gene jmy). The record is from RefSeq and is a predicted model, not a curated record. Gene Ontology annotation, cellular component: nucleus; cytoplasm. Gene Ontology annotation, molecular function: transcription coactivator activity; Arp2/3 complex binding; actin binding. The transcript has 10 exons. Lineage: Eukaryota; Metazoa; Chordata; Actinopteri; Centrarchiformes; Sinipercidae. The coding region runs from base 914 to 3661 and encodes 915 amino acids. Gene Ontology annotation, biological process: positive regulation of apoptotic process; intrinsic apoptotic signaling pathway by p53 class mediator; 'de novo' actin filament nucleation.